This is a messenger RNA of Engraulis encrasicolus (European anchovy), 4996 nucleotides long. It is a transcript of the gene col28a2a, whose product is annotated as collagen, type XXVIII, alpha 2a. The coding region runs from base 1 to 3771 and encodes 1256 amino acids. Lineage: Eukaryota; Metazoa; Chordata; Actinopteri; Clupeiformes; Engraulidae. The record is from RefSeq and is a predicted model, not a curated record. Gene Ontology annotation, molecular function: serine-type endopeptidase inhibitor activity. The transcript has 35 exons.
AUGAUGCCCCACACUUUGAGUGCCCUCCUGCUGCUGGCAGGGCUUGGUGCCUUGGCUCAGGAUUACUAUGGCGACAGACAGGGUGUCAAGAGGACCAGGGGCAGAUACCUGACUGGAAACACUGUGCAGACCCUCCCAGCUGGACAAGUGUCCUCAGGAGGAGCCAUCGUGGAUGAGGACUGCAGCGUAGAGCUAGCCUUCCUGUUGGACAGCUCUGAGAGCGCCAAAGAGAACCACGAAAAGGAGAAGCGCUUCGCCAUCGACGUGGCCGAGAGGCUGCCCAGCAUCAGGCUGCGCUCGGGCCGCAGGGUCAGCGGCAAGGUGGCCCUGCUCCAGUACAGCAGCCACGUGCUCAUCGAGCAGACCUUCAACCAAUGGCGCGGCUUUGAGAACUUCCGCACACGCGUUCAACCCAUCAUCUACAUCGGCCACGGCACCUACACCACCUACGCCAUCACCAACAUGACCAAGAUGUUCGAGGCCGAGUCCGGCCCCGCCGCCACCAAAAUCGCCAUCCUGCUCACCGACGGUGUCUCACACCCGCGCAAUCCGGACAUCUUCUCGGCCACGGCCGACGCCAAGAACCAGGGCAUCAAGUUCUUCAUGGUGGGCAUCACAGGCACGGCCAACGAGCCCACCAACGUGGCCCAGCUACGCCUCCUGGCAAGCUCGCCAGCUUCCCGCUACCUUCACAACCUGCAGGACAUCGACCUCAUCGAGAAGGUCCUCACAGAGAUUGCUGAUUUGGCUGAAGAGGGGUGUCCCGUGGCCCAGAGAUGUUCUUGUGAGAAGGGAGAGAGGGGACCUGGUGGUCCUGCGGGCAAGAAAGGUCGUCCAGGUGAUGACGGCGCUCCCGGACUCAAAGGACAAAAGGGUGAGGGUGGCAUUUCAGGACUUCCUGGUCGAGAUGGGUCUGAGGGAAAACCCGGCUAUAAAGGAGAGAAGGGAGAGCGGGGUGAAUGUGGCACCCCUGGAAUCAAAGGAGACAGAGGACCUGAGGGGCCUGUUGGCACAAGAGGAUCCCGGGGACUACAGGGUUUACCAGGGCCACAGGGGGACCUCGGACCUGAGGGCACACAGGGCAGGAAGGGUGAGAGAGGCCCAGCCGGCCCGCCAGGAAUUCAGGGUGAGAUUGGAAUCGGACUUCCUGGACCAAAGGGGGACCAAGGUGCCCACGGCAGGCCAGGACCUCCUGGUAUUCAGGGGAUAGGUGAAUCAGGCCCACCGGGGCCUCAAGGGCCACAGGGGGUACAAGGAGAAAAAGGACCUCAGGGAGAAGGCGUCCCAGGACCAAAGGGCGACCGUGGACUGGACGGGCCGAGGGGGCCCCGUGGGCAGUCAGGCAUUGGAAUCAAAGGAGAAAAGGGGGAGCUGGGACCAUCUGGUUUACCCGGGCCUCUUGGACUUACUGGAGUUGGCAUUCAAGGAGAGAAGGGUGUGGAGGGCCCCAGGGGACCACCAGGCCCGAGAGGACCACAGGGCGAAGGCAUGCCUGGACCCAAGGGUGACCAGGGUCUACCUGGUGAGUUUGGAGCACCUGGCGAGAGAGGGGCUGGUGAACCAGGAGCAAAGGGUGAGCCAGGUGCGUCCGGGUUAGGAGGAUUGCCUGGCCUUCCUGGAGAAGAUGGGGCACCGGGACAAAAGGGCGAGCCUGGACUUCCUGGUCUUAGAGGCCUUGAGGGAUUGGCGGGAAUUGGCACUCAAGGAGAAAAGGGAGACCAGGGGCAGCGUGGCAUCCGAGGAUUGCCUGGACCACCCGGGGUUAGCGGCCCCUCUGGACCAAAGGGAGAGCCUGGUGUUCCUGGAAGACUCGGGAUGCCGGGGAUGCCAGGGCGUGCCAUUGCAGGGGCUAAGGGUGACGUGGGGCCACAAGGGCCUCCCGGGCACGUAGGCGAGACUGGAUACGGAUUACCAGGUCCAAAGGGUGACCGUGGUGGUCCUGGCCCUGCUGGUCCAUUUGGUCCCAAAGGAGAGGGCUUCCCUGGACCAAUGGGUCCUCCAGGUCUUCCUGGCCUUCCGGGAGAGCCAGGACCCGAGGGCAUUGGCUUUCAGGGACCUAAGGGAGACGUUGGUUUCAGAGGUCUGCCAGGUCUCCCCGGCCCCCCAGGGGAGGGACUUCCCGGCCCGCAGGGUAAUGUCGGACGCCCCGGACCCGCAGGGCCCACCGGACCCCCAGGGGAAGGACUGCAAGGAUCCAAGGGUGACCAGGGAACGCAGGGAGUGACUGGGCCAAGGGGGCCGCCAGGAGAAGGUUUCCCAGGACCCAAGGGUGACCGUGGAUUGCAAGGGGAGAGGGGCAGCAAAGGUGUCAAGGGAGACAUGGGAGACGCCGGGGUCCCUGGCGAGUCUGGACGACCAGGAAUUAAAGGAGAAGCUGGACUCACUAGAGAAGAUAUCAUAAAGCUGAUAAAGGAGAUCUGUGGGUGUGGCAUCAAGUGCAAAGAGAGGCCCAUGGAGCUGGUGUUCGUGAUCGACAGCUCCGAGAGCGUCGGCCCGGAGAACUUUGAGAUCAUCAAAGACUUUGUCACGGCCCUGGUGGACCGCGUGACGGUGGGCCGCAACGCCACGCGCAUCGGCAUGGUGCUCUACAGCCUGGACGUCAGCCUGGAGUUCAACCUGGCCCGCUACAUGACCAAGACGGACGUCAAGCAGGCCGUCCGCAAGAUGCGCUACAUGGGCGAGGGCACCUACAGUGGCACCGCCAUCCGCAAGGCCACCCAGGAGGCCUUCUACAGCGCCCGCAACGGAGUCAGGAAGGUGGCCAUUGUCAUCACCGACGGGCAGACCGACAAGAGGGAGCCGGUGAAGCUGGACAUGGCCGUGAGGGAGGCGCACGCCGCCAACAUCGAGAUGUACGCGCUUGGUAUCGUGAACAGCACCGACCCGACUCAGGCCGAGUUUCUGAGGGAGCUCAAUCUGAUUGCCUCUGACCCGGACAGCGAGCACAUGUACCUUAUUGAUGACUUCAACACUUUGCCAGCCCUGGAAUCCAAGCUUGUAAGCCAGUUCUGUGAAGAUGAGAAUGGUGCCCUUAUCUACAACCGCCUCACAAACGGCUACGGGAACGGCAAUGGUCACAGUGCUGGCUACGGGAACGGCAAUGGUCAUGGUGCAGGCUACGGGAACGGCAAUGGCAACAGCAAUGGCCAUGGCGCUGUUGACAACGGACAAAAUGGGUACAAUAUAUUUGGAAACAAUGGCUACGGGACCAGCCAUCAUUACGAGGCUGAAUCUGUGCCGGAGAGGACCCCCGUCAUCACCCCUGAGGGCUACGGUGGCAGAGGCAGAGGGGACACCUUCACCCUCCCCAUCAACUCUGGACCAUCCCCCAACAAGGACCACAUAGAGGAAGAGGAAGACUAUUAUGAUGGAGAAGAUCUGGACCUAGCUCGACACAGCAGCACCAUCGCCAUUGUAAACAAGACACUGCAGCCAUCGCAGCCCGUCACGUCGGAGAGGGACGAUGCCCUCUCAAGGGUGUCCACCUCAUCAUCUUCAGCGUCCACUGGAAUCACAGGCUCUUCUACCGCAUACGUUCAACCCGAGGUCCCUCCAGUUGUGGUUGAAACAGCGAAAUUCAACUUCGAUCCACGCUGUGAGCUGGCUCUGAGCCAGGGCACCUGCAGAGAGUAUGUCAUCCGCUGGUAUUACGACAAGCAGGCCAACUCCUGCGCACAGUUCUGGUAUGGCGGCUGUGAUGGCAAUGAAAACCGCUUUGAGACGGAAGCUGAGUGUAAGAGCCUAUGUGUCUCUGGACCCAGAGCGGGCUGAAAUAUGAAGAUGGGAGGGAUUGAGUCUAUCAGUCAGUAAAGUCCUUCUCUUCAACAAUGGAAAGGAAGAAUGGAAGAGUGGAAGAUAUUUGUGUGGCAGCACUGUUUUAUAUUUGAUAAGUUAGAGAUUGAUAUACCUAUGCACUCUGUGAAAUGACCAGGACCUCACAAUGUAUCACCAUCAUAAUAAUCAUCAUCAUCAUAUUGUCAUAGAAAGGCACUAUGUCCUGUCCUGUAUGACUCCUUUUUAGAUGUUGUGACUUGUGUUUAGUCGUUUAUUUCAAUCAUCUACCAAACAGACUCAUGCUGGUUUUCAAACUUCGCCUUCAGCUAUGAAGUGGACAGUCAAAACAUUGCGGUGUCAUGACGUGCUGCCAGAGACGUUGCUGACCAGAUUCUAUAAUUACCUCCAGGGGUGCAUUUCUCGAAACCAAAGUUGCUUACUACAUUAGCUACUUUGUUGUUUUCAAUGCAUUUUCCCAUUGGCAACUACCGAAGUUGCUAACAGGCUAACAACUUCUCUUUUGAGAAAUGCACCCCUGAUCAGCACCAUAUGCAACUGCAGACACAUCAGAGCUCAUUCAUUCACGCUUUGUCUGACGGUCAGAACUUGGUCAAAUCUACCCUAGGCUACAAUUAAUCACUGAUCAGAAAUAAAUACUUAGUAUUUAUUGUGUUCUCUUUUAUUUUCGAUUGUCUAAGAACCAUGUUUUUAAACAGGGUCUGUGUCGACGCACAGUCUUCAAAAUGUCCUCAAGUGUAACCUCAUACCUUUGCUCUGACCAAUGGUUUUGCCUCUGGGCAACUGUUCAGGUUUUACCUUAUUUUAAUUCAAAGCUUGACUGAAUACUGUGACAUUGUAAACCUUUGCAGGAAUUUACGUUUUUUUUAAAUGGCUAAAAUCUACAAUAAACGUUGGAUGUUUUCAACUGCUGAAAAUGUAGCUAACAAUGUUAGAGUAUUAAACAAUGGUAAUUUUUUGUAGGCAAUAUUUUGAGAAGAAGAGCUACAUUAACUGUGUGAUGUCUCAUGUAUGAGUGCAGAUACAAAGCACCUAUAUCACUAUGCAGUGGUUGUGAAUUUCCAACAUGCCAAACUAUUUACAGUAGCUAUUGAAACUGUAUAUGAACUUUUAAGACAUUGUAUGAAAUACAUGUUUUGAAUGAAGAAUAAUCUGAAUCCUCAGAUAAUCUAUUGAUGCAAGAAAACCUGUGAGCGUUUAUCCU